UGCCUGCAACUUGGCUGCCUGAUACACAUUAUCAUCUUGGACACCGGAUUCACCCCAGACUCGCCCCAGACUCACUGCCACAAUGCCUCCACAGCAGGGCGAAGUAUCGCUCUUGACCCUCUUCGCCGAUGUGCACUACUACAUCUCCCCACCAGCCCAGAUCCCCCCGCACCACCGCUUCGACAAGGGCUCGUAUGUCUAUCUCUACCACAACCCCAUGCGCCAGAGCGGACGCAUAGAGAUAGCAAACCAUGCAGGCACUCCCAACCAAGACGCCUUUGCCGGUCAGCUGGACACAGUCAAGAUUGAACAGACAUACAAGCACCCGUGCCUGUUCACACUCACAGUCGACGAGUUCCAAAGCCAAAAUGGAAAUGCAAGCCCCCACCAGGACAUGUCGCAGUGGCAUCUCCCGACGCCCGACCCGUCGAGCCAGGGCAAAUACAUGUACAGACUGCAUACGGUGGACAUGUAUUUUUGGACGCCAGAGGAUGCGAGUCUCUUUCUCGACUCGGUGCGGAGAGUGUUGCAGCCGCAUCAGUUGCAAAUCACACGCAACCCCAGCAGUGCCACGCCGACGCACUCGGAGCACAAGAACGAUGCCAUGAGCCCCGUCAUUGCACGGCUGGAGAAUGCCGCGAUAUCGCAUACAAGCCGAAGCGCAAGCAUCAGCACUACACAAUCGUUCCCUGGCCCUCCAACCGCUGCCGCACCGACAUCGCCGCCGCCAAGCGAGCAACCGCCCAACUACGCUCCAAUGGCAUACAACCCAGCUGCCCCCGCCGCGCCAGAGCCUAUUGCCCACCGCGAAAAGACACCGCCGCCAGAAGAUGCCACGGACGGAACGGGUCUGGGGACUGCUGCUGCGCAUGAUCAACAUGCCGCGCAAUACAGCAAUCCGUUGCAGGCUUCGUUUGCUCCGCAGCCAACGUCUGGCUCAUACUUUCCUGGACCGCCCGCCCCAGGACAGGGAUUCACUGGCCCGCCAGGUGUGCAACGUACAGAUACUGGGGGAUCCGCGCCAAGUGCACCGCAGAGCGCGCCAUCAUUUGCUCCGCCACCAUCUGCUCCUCCGCCAGGCCAGUUCAACCAUACCCCACCACCACCGCCGCCCGUGAAUCGGACGUCAUCGAUGCCUGCUCAGCAGUAUGCCACGUACCCCAACUCGCCCGGCUUCCCCCCAGCCCCGCAGUCACCCCCACCUCACUCUGCCGUGCCUUCGCCUGGCUUCCCUCCGCAGCCGUAUCAGCCAAUGGCCUCUCCCGCCUACUCACAGUAUCAGUACGGCAGCACGGCAGCACAGGGACAGAGCAUGCAUCAGCAGCUCUACAGGCCAACCGAGACGGAAGCCGCUGUGCAUCACCACGAGAACCCAAACGGGCCGCAACGCAACUCCAACAUCGGAAAACGGGUAGAUAAAGUGGAGAAGGGCAUUGGCAGUUUCUUGAAAAAGCUGGAUAAGAAGUUCUGA
Molecule: messenger RNA, 1471 nt
Organism: Exserohilum turcica Et28A
Lineage: Eukaryota; Fungi; Ascomycota; Dothideomycetes; Pleosporales; Pleosporaceae
Exons: 3
Coding region: 83-1471 (462 amino acids)
Source: RefSeq, a predicted model, not a curated record